Salvia miltiorrhiza (redroot sage) is the source of this 1308-nucleotide messenger RNA. RefSeq lists its product as uncharacterized. Gene Ontology annotation, molecular function: protein dimerization activity. The transcript has a single exon. The record is from RefSeq and is a predicted model, not a curated record. The coding region runs from base 1 to 1308 and encodes 435 amino acids. NCBI's taxonomy places the organism in Eukaryota, Viridiplantae, Streptophyta, Magnoliopsida, Lamiales, Lamiaceae.
AUGAGAGGUGAAUUCAGUGGAUUGAAAACUUUGAUACUUAAGAGGAAUCCUAAUGCUUAUUAUGUUCAUUGUUUUGCUCAUCAGCUUCAACUAACAAUUGUUGCUGUUGCAAAAAAACAUAUCAUUGUUGGGUCUUUCUUUAAUACUAUCUCGCGCUUAUGCAAUGUGGUUGGAGGUUCAUGUAAGCGCAGGGAUAUGCUUCGAGAGAGCCAAAGAGAGAAGAUUAUUGAAGGCAUUGCAAGUGAUGAAAUUAAGACAGGAAGGGGGUUGAAUCAAGAAAUGGGGAUGAAACGACCCGGGGAUACUCGUUGGAGUUCUCAUUACGGUACUCUCAUCAACUUGAUUCACUUAUUUACUUCUAUUGUUGAUGUUCUUGAGUAUGUUGGGGCAAAUGGUAGUGAUGAUUCACAAAAAUCUGAAGCUAUGGAUUUGUUAGAUGUUAUUAGUCGAUUUGAGUUUGUCUUUGUGUUACAUCUGAUGAAGAAAAUUUUGGGAAUUACACAUGAUCUCUCUCAAGUGCUACAAAGGAAAGAACAAGAUAUUGUGAAUGCAAUGAAACUUGUUAAUGUAGCAAAAACUCGCUUGCAAGCAAUGAGAGAGAAAGAAUGGGAGAUGAUGUUAGCUGACAUUUCUAAGUUUUGUAGUAGAAAUGAGAUAGAAAUGCUAGAUAUGGAUGGUGAAUAUGCACCUCGAGGAAGAGGAAGGCGUAGAGUUGAGAAAAUGACAAAUCUCCACCAUUAUCGAGUUGAGCUAUUUUACACUGUGAUUGAUAUGCAAGCUUUAGAGUUGAAUCAACGUUUUGAUGAAGUCAACACAGAAUUGAUUUUAUGCAUGUCAUGCUUGGAUCCUAGAGACUCAUUUUCUGGAUUUGAUAUUGAAAAGCUACUUCGUCUUGCAAAGUUUUAUCCAUCUGAAUUUUCUGAAGUUGCUUUGUAUGAACUUGAAAGUCAGCUUGAGAACUUUAUUGUUGAUGUGCGCAUGGAUGAAAAGUUCUUAGGAUUAUCAGGGAUUGGAGAUCUAGCCGAGAAGAUGGUUUCUACAAGGAAACAUGAUAUUUUUCCAUUGGUGUAUUUGUUAGUUAAGUUAUCAUUGACUUUACCAGUUGCCACUGCUACCGUUGAAAGAGCCUUUUCAGCAAUGAAGAUCAUCAAGAGUGUUCUUCGCAAUCGUAUGGGAGACAAUCUUUUGAACGAUUGCUUAGUACCUUAUAUCGAAAAGGAUGUGUUUGUAAAUGUUACUAAUGAAGCUAUUAUGCAAAGGUUUCAGAGCAUGAAAAAUAGGAGAGAAAUGUUGUUAGUUGAGAAAUAA